AUGGAUAAGAAAGUUCAAAGACAUACUCAAAGUCUAUACCACAAUAAUGAAAUACUAUUGGAACAAGAUGCUUUGACGAAAGCUACCGAAUUAAUAGAAAUAUCUACAUCUUGGCGCCUCAUACCCUAUGCGAGUCAACAGUACUAUGUACUUGAAAAUAAAGUUUCUACAAAACAAUUGCAUCAUGUCUCAACACAGGAAACGAGUUACACAUUCAGUUCACUACUCAAAAUCAAUUCCGUAUGGAACACAGAAAAGGAGCAACUUAUAGAAGUUUACUUUACCGAAAAUCGUGUCACCGCUCCGAGCAAAAAGGGCAAUGCAAAAGUACAAGAGAUUGAUAAAAUUCCCGACAGACCCUUCUACAUCAGUUUCAUCGAAAACAAACCAAAUAAAAUUAUCGCACAUACUUCACGGGAUCAAUCUCUGUUAAAUAUUGAACGGGGAAUAGCAUCAUUAAUGCACAUUAAUUUUGAAAAUGGACCCGUAAGCGAAAUAGAUGUUUCGGGAAUUUGUAAUAAUUUCUAUAAUAUUAAAUCGUCUACAAAAGUAAAUAAAAUUAAAACAGACUGUUCGCACUGGGAUUUGAAGGUCAAUUAUCGGGGCGAAAAGCCUUUAGGUGUUCAUCAGAAAUCAUUUGAAAGAGUUGAAUAUGAUUUGUCAGCUGAUGGCCAGUUAUUGACAGCCUCUUCGGUUGAAAGUCACAAACUAAAUUUGGAAGCCCAGCCAGAAGUAGGUACUAAAGUGGAGUCGUUGUUUGUAUUAAAACAUAGUACUUUUACCUCAGAGCCUGUGGAGCAGCUAGCUUAUAAAACUUCUGAUGAAGCUAUUAAAAGUUUGUUGGACUGGUAUAGAGUAUUUGAUAUUGAAGCUGAUGUAGAUGGUGUUAUUAGUGAAAUUAAAGAUGUAAACUUAAAACAACAAGUUGCCUUAUUCGCCAAUGAUUUAACUGAUGAUUUGAUAGGCAAGGAAGCUUUAGCCGAAGCCUUUGUUAAACUUAUACCUCUAGCGCGUAUUACCAAACAGGAAGAAUUUGAGGACAUAUUAAAAUCCAACAAAAAGCUACACUCUCAAUUGGUGGACCUUUUGGGAGCGGCACAAACUAUCGAUGCUCACAAUGCCAUUCAUAAAAUUUUUGAUUACAAUCAAAACUCGGAUGUGGAUUUAUGGGAGAAAUAUUUACAAUCUCUAUCAGUAGGAACUCAUCCCGAUAGGAGUAUUAUCGAAGAUCUCUUUGAGCGUCUAACAUCGGCAGAUACAGCAAUAAAAAAUCAAAAACUUCAAGAUUCAGUACUUCAGUGUGUGACCUCUCUCACCCAUCAGUCUGGCCUUGAUGCUAAAGAUAAUCUUUUAAAAGAAAUCAAACAAUUUAUAUUAAAGAAUCUCCACGAAGACUGCGAAGAUGAGGUAUGCCAGACUCGCUACAUAAGAGCUUUACAAAAUCUACAAGACCCUUCCGCUAUUCCCAUUUUAUUGAAAUAUGCUUUACAUGAAGAAACUAAAAUAUCGAUUGCCGCUAUGCAAGCUUUAAAAUCAUUCCCCACUAUACAUUUCAAUGAGAAGCAUCGGCAAGCUUUCACUAGCAUCUUCUAUCAAAUACAAAAAAAAUAUGAUUCCUCUGCUCGUACCUUGGCUUUGGACAUUCUGUUGGCAAUGAAACCAACACCAACACAGUUGGGACAAUUGUUGGAUUAUUUGGCUUCAAGUGAUCGUCAUUUCGAAAUUAAAACUUAUGUUAUACAAAAGCUGAAAAUGUUGUCGGAUAAAUGUCCUCGUUUUAGGGCUUUGCUGGAGUCAAGCUUGUACGAGCGACCUCAUGUUAAUAAUUAUCACAUUAUUGGUCAAAAGGACUCCUGCAAAAUUAAGGCUGCUGGAAAAGAAGUUUUGGAUGUCGUUGGUAAGGGCACUAUAGAAAUUCAGUCAAAAGUAAACAACAAAGUACUCGUUUUUGAUGUUCCAAAUAUAUCGAGAAACCUGUUCUCAGUGUUAUCUACUCAAGAUAAAUUGAAUAACAGUGAAUUUAUGUCGACGGCAACAAGUUGUAAACUUUUAGUGAACAAUGAAGUUUUGUUAGUUGGUAACCGUGAGGUAGGAGGUACCUUAUAUAAGGCAGAUAUCGAACCAAUUAUUCUAAGUGCAAGAAAUGAAAUUAAUUCUACCGAAGCUGUCAAUACAUUGCAGUUAUACCAUGAGCGAUGGGGACAUCAAGAUAAACGUCACGUGCAACAAAAACUAAAAGAAGAACUUGGUAUAAAUGUGAAAUUGGACAAUAAAUUGUGUGAAUUCUGUGUUUAUGGAAAGUCUCAUCGUCUACCAUUUGGCAAUAGAGAAAAGGCAAGUAGUCCAGGUGAAUUAAUGUCAGCAGAUGUAUGUGGUCCAUUCCCAGCAUCUUUUAGCAAGACGAAAUAUUUAUUCAUAUUUAAAGAUUCUUAUAUUAAAUAUUGUUUUGGCUACUUCCUGAAAGAAAAAUCCGAAGUUAAAGGUGUAUUGAAGGAAGUUUUGGAUUUUGCAAAGACUCAAGAAAAUCCUAUAAAAGAAUUUUUAAGUGACAAUGGAGGUGAGUUUGAUAAUUUUGAGACAAGAAAAGUUCUUAGAGAAUAUGGAGUAACACAAAGAUUGACUGCUCCAUACACUCCACAACAAAAUGGUGGGAAAUAUUAUUGA
Messenger RNA from Calliphora vicina (urban bluebottle blowfly), 2664 nucleotides. Its product is annotated as microsomal triacylglycerol transfer protein-like. Lineage: Eukaryota; Metazoa; Arthropoda; Insecta; Diptera; Calliphoridae. The transcript is spliced from 5 exons. The record is from RefSeq and is a predicted model, not a curated record. Gene Ontology annotation, cellular component: Golgi apparatus; endoplasmic reticulum; basolateral plasma membrane. Gene Ontology annotation, biological process: lipoprotein metabolic process; lipid transport; DNA integration. The coding region runs from base 1 to 2664 and encodes 887 amino acids. Gene Ontology annotation, molecular function: nucleic acid binding.